Messenger RNA from Mollisia scopiformis, 2319 nucleotides. Its product is annotated as alpha-glucosidase. Gene Ontology annotation, molecular function: alpha-amylase activity. Lineage: Eukaryota; Fungi; Ascomycota; Leotiomycetes; Helotiales; Mollisiaceae. Bases 468 to 2192 code for a protein of 574 amino acids. The record is from RefSeq and is a predicted model, not a curated record. Gene Ontology annotation, biological process: oligosaccharide catabolic process. The transcript has a single exon.
CAAAUCUUCGUUCUGGAUUUUCACCCACAACCCGCACAUGCACUAUAUCUUCCCACCGGCGCCCAUAUUUCACGCAAGCUAAUUCGUCUCCGCAAUCAAUAAUAUGGAGUAGCCACAGUCCAGUCCCGCAGAUAGCGGGGUGAGCUCUCAGAUGGUAGGUACCAAUUCCCCUCCAAGUCGUGAGUACAUCGACGAUCUUACCAUUGUUGGAUUUUCUGAAGCUGCAUUGCUAUCGCGAGUUGUCAGCUGGCAGGAAUUUGAGUCAGUUAAUUGGCAAGAGUCGGUGUGCUCGCAGUUUCUUUCGUAUCAGAGACGCGAAGUUCUUUCCGUCUGUAGUCAAAAGUCUCUUGCUUCCCUUUCUGUCCCCCACAUUUUCUCUCCCCCUCUCUCUCUCUUCCCUACCACUUCCUUCACGAUUCACCAUCUAAAAUACCACUUCGAACACUUCUUCAACCCACAACAGCAAAAUGACAGUCACAAAACGAGUUUGGUGGAAAGAUGGCGUUGUCUAUCAAAUCUACCCCGCCAGCUUCAAAGACUCCAACAACGACGGCCUAGGAGACAUUCCCGGCAUCAUCUCCAAAAUCGACUACAUCAAAGAUCUAGGCAUCGAUAUCGUCUGGGUAUCCCCAAUGUACGAUUCUCCUCAGCACGACAUGGGAUACGAUAUCUCGAACUACGAGGCCGUCUACGCUCCUUACGGGACAGUGGCAGAUAUGGAAGAACUGAUCGAAGCCUGCCAUUCCCGCGGUAUGCGACUGAUCCUCGAUCUCGUCAUAAACCACACUUCGGACGAACACAAAUGGUUCGAAGAAUCACGAAGCUCGAAAGAUAACCUGAAGAGAGAUUGGUACAUUUGGAGACCUGCAAAGUACGACAAAGAUGGGAAGAGAAUGCCUCCGAAUAAUUGGAGAUCGUUCUUCAGUGGCAGUACGUGGGAAUGGGAUGAACAUACGCAAGAAUACUACCUUCACCUCUUCGCAAAACAACAGCCAGAUCUCAAUUGGGAGAAUCCCGAGGCCCGAAAAGCAAUCUACGAUUCUGCGAUGGAGUUCUGGCUCAAGAAAGGUGUAGAUGGGUUCAGAGUGGAUACCGUGAAUAUGUAUUCGAAAGGCACAUCCUUACCAGAUGCUCCUAUCAUCGAUGCUGGUGUUUUCGAACAACCUGCUCCAGGUCUAUUCUGCAAUGGUCCUCGAAUGCACGAAUUCCUCCGCGAAAUGAAUACCCAAGUACUCUCCAAAUACGACACCAUGACCGUCGGCGAACUCCCACACACGCCAGACCCCGCACACGUUCUUCGGUACGUUGGAUCUGGAGACAAGCAACUGGACAUGGUCUUCCAAUUCGACAUCGUUGAUCUCGGAAUUGGCAAGACGCACAAGUACGAAUAUGAGGGCUACCAACUUCCCGAACUGAAACAAGUAGUUUCCAAAUGGCAAAAAUUCAUCGAGGGCAGCGACGGCUGGACGACCGCCUUCUGCGAGAACCACGACCAAGGACGCUCCGUCUCGAGAUUCGCAUCCGAUGCUCCCGAGUUCCGCGAACGCUCCUCGAAAAUGCUCGCAAUCAUGAUGUGCGCCAUGACUGGCACACUGUUCGUCUACCAAGGCCAGGAAAUCGGCAUGAUCAACGCGCCCAAGGACUGGCCGAUCGAGGACUACAAGGAUAUCGAGAGCAUCAAUUACUAUAACUCCGUCAAAGCUCGCGGAGGCGACGAAAAAGCGUUAGCGCACGUCAUGAAAUCGAUCCAGAUCCUCGGACGAGAUCACGCCCGCUUGCCGAUGCAGUGGGACGCUUCUCCGUACGCGGGAUUCACGGGCAAGAAGGACGGGGCGUGGAUGCGGACUAAUGAUUCAUACAAGGAGAUCAACGUCGCGAACCAAACCGAGGAUCCAAACUCCGUGCUUAAUUUCUGGCGCAAGAUGAUUAAAAUGAGGAAGGAGUAUAGGGAUGUCUUCAUCCAUGGCGCGUUCGAGGGCUAUGAUGUCGAGAAUCGGGAUACGUUCGUCUUUUCCAAGACGAAGGGGGAGAGUAGGGUGGUUGUGGUGUUGAAUUUCACGGGGAGGGAGAGCGGGUUCGAAAGGCCGAAGGAGUUGGGCGGGAAGUGGGAGUUAUUGGUUAGUAGUGCGGAAGGGGUGGAUGGGACGGAGAGGUUGGGGGCUUAUGAGGGGAGGAUUUAUACGGUGAAUUGAGGAGGUGGUGGAUUAUGGACUGGUGGUAGUUCCGCGUUGCUUUUUAUGACUUCUGAUUGCUGAAAGUGCGGGAUAGAGCAACGAUUUUAAUUGUAUGCCUGGUUUCAUGUUCUUGUCUUUUGUUUUC